AUGGAGCAUGAAGAGUCCGAUCAGGAUAGACACGUAGCGUCAAACGCCGUGGUCCGACGUGCAUGUGACCAAUGCCGACUCCGAAAGAUCCGAUGUGAUAAGCGAACGCCUUGUUCGAAUUGCCGUAGCUCCAGCAUUGCAUGUCGAUCAACGGGCGAAGGCCAAAAGCCAGCAGAACCCAGACGUCGUGUGCUGAUCUCGAAUCAGUACGAGAAAAAGAUUGACUUGAUCGAAGAACGCCUGGGCAAAAUCGAGAGAUCUCUCCAAGAGUUAAGUUCUACCCCGCGAAGCUCUGGCAAGACCAAAAUUCCUGUGUAUCAAACCAACCUUACCAUCGAGCAGCAUGAUACUAGCUCUGGGUUUGAGGGUAGCUCAUCGCUUGCUGCACAUGGGGCUUAUGCGAGUGCUUUCCUUGAAACGGCUGUAUCUAAAAGCUCGCACCAGGUUCUGUCCAGUCCAAAAAUCAACGCUGCUCUAUCUUCAUUGAAGAAAAUCGUGCAAGUUCAAAACCAGCGCCGAGAGGGGGAUUUGCAGGGAGACCAAGGUUCAGCCAAUAAAGCGAGGCUAGGUGUGAGGUGCGAUAUUCGCGAACUGCAAAUGCCGCCUUUGCAAUUGGUGCUAGGAAUGUUACGGCAGAUCAAAGCGAAUCCGCCUUCCUGCUUUGGGGGCUAUGUCCCUUUUCUCAGCGUGGGAUAUUUUACGGAAAAGUGCCGCGAAGUGUACUUUUGUACAGAUGAAUAUUCGGAUGCGGCAUUUGUUAUAUCGAACUUUGGAAUCUACAGCAUCUUCUACGAGUUUGGAUACACAGAUCCGGACCCAAAUGCGCGAGAUGAGUACCUGAGCCACAUCGAGAUGUGCCGCAACAAUUUGGAGACAGCACUUGCCAAUCUGAAUAUCCUGAUGCCGGCAACACAGGAGUCAAUCAAGGCAUUAAUUGUGGGAGCUAUGCAUGCACUGGAGAUUUCUAAACCAUCCGUCGGCUGGACUCUAGCGUCAACGGCCAUGAAUCUAUGCCAGACGUUAGGAUAUCACCGCUUCUCGUCAAUGGAGCACGAUACUCCACCAGUUCAAAGAGAAAAACAAAGGGUAUUUUGGUCCGUCUAUGUCGUACUUAACAUGAUGUCUCUGCGCUUGGGACGCGCCUGUUCUAUUCAAAACUAUGACAUCAGCCUCCCAGCACCAUUUCUUGACCCCGAUAUCCCCAGCCCGUGGGGAGGUGUGUGCUUAUGGUGGACCAGGUCGGCCAUCAUCCAGAGCAAUGUCUAUCGACUCCUGUAUAGCCCCGAGGCACUGCAACAACCAGAAUCCGAUCGAGUCGCACAUGCACGUAGACUAGCUGCUGAGAUGGAAGAGACUGUUAUGGAACCCUUCGAAACAUUCAUGUCAUCUGGCCUCAAACUGGCCGAUAUUGAUGUUUUAUACCUCCAAACGGACAAAAUCAGCCGCCUGUCUAUCAUGACUUUGAUAUACCGAGCAAUUCCUGCAUCCGAAGGCUCAGGACCCACCACUACAUUCAUCCCAGAAUGUAUCAAGGCAGCCCGGGAAGCACUAGAAGUCCAUCGACAAUGUGUCGCCGCUCUCAGCGAAACAUUCGAGUAUAUAAAGAUCUCCUACAUGCACUGGGCCGUUCUGAUGUCCCCCUUCGUCCCGUUCAUAGUCAUAUUCUGCAACGUGAUAGUAACCUCCAGCGAAACCGACCUUGCCCAUUUGGAAGAUUUCAUCGGCUCCCUACGCCCUCUCUGCGCAUACUCGCAAUCCAUUGACAGACUACACACCCUCUGCUCGGUGCUGGGCACCGUAGCCCGCCUUUACUUUGAAGCGAACACCCGCCCCACCAACGAAGACCCGAGCCUUGCAGAAGUCGGGCAGGAGUUUGAUGUUUAUCUGAGUGCGCUGGGUCUUGCACCUGCUACCUCUAUGAUUGGCACUACAGGGGGCACGGGGAAUGUUCACGCGGGGACUCCAAACGCACAGGGAUAUUUCCAGGCGGAUCUCCCUUCUGUUCAUGUCACUUCCGCUGAAGUACCACAACCGUUACAGCAGGGACAGUCGUCUGGGCUCUUAUAUCAGAAUCAGAUCCAGGCCCCAACACAAGGUCCAGGCAAUGAGCCUGCUUCGGCGGAGAUGGUACAGGCCGCUCAGUUGGGGAACUGGUUCUGGGGAAAUCAGUAUAUGAUGGGCCUUUUGGAAGAGGAUUUGUCACAGUUCAAUACUGGUUAG
Penicillium nucicola is the source of this 2220-nucleotide messenger RNA. RefSeq lists its product as uncharacterized. Gene Ontology annotation, biological process: DNA-templated transcription; regulation of DNA-templated transcription. Bases 1 to 2220 code for a protein of 739 amino acids. The transcript is spliced from 9 exons. Gene Ontology annotation, molecular function: DNA binding; DNA-binding transcription factor activity, RNA polymerase II-specific; zinc ion binding. The record is from RefSeq and is a predicted model, not a curated record. Lineage: Eukaryota; Fungi; Ascomycota; Eurotiomycetes; Eurotiales; Aspergillaceae.